AACAGCCCACUGGAAUGAUACGAAUGGCCCCUGGUUUUCUCUUCUUCAAACCCCUCUCUCUCUCUUUGCUAAAACCUCCUUCCUUUUAUACCCCUUCUUCCCCUCCCCUCCCCUUUUCUUCUCCAUUCGGAGAUGCCCAUUUUGACAUCUCCUCUCAAUCUGUACUAAUCUGUACCUUCUCUCUCUCCUCCUCUUCCUCCCCUCUUUCUUCUUCGCUUUCUUCUUUUCUCUCUCUUGGGUUCUAUCCAGAUCCCCGUUUUCUUCUACCCCUUUUCCCCCAAUUUCCUUAACUGCCCACUUCAUUUCACUUUCCAAUCCCCCCUUCUCUCUGUUGCUUUAAUGGGGAUUGAGAGGUCUCUGGCUGAUCGCAAAGGGAAACAGUUUUGUGAAUUGCCUAAAGAAACUACUACGAAUAACAAGCCCAGAAAGAAUCGGCGGCGGAUGAGGAAAUCCUCCUCCCCGUUACCGGUUCAGAAACUCUAUGAAACUUGUAAGGAAGUUUUUGCUUCUAGUGGGACUGGAAUCGUUCCUUCUUCUGAAGAUAUUGAACGCCUACGAGCUGUUCUGGAUAAAAUGGAGCCAGUAGAUGUUGGGUUGUCGCCGGACAUGCCGUAUUUUUGGACGACAGCCAGUCAACAAACUCCCCCGAUAACAUAUUUGCACCUCUAUGAGAACAACAAAUUCUCUAUGGGAAUAUUUUGCUUGCCUCCUUCAGGUGUCAUUCCACUUCACAACCAUCCUGGAAUGACAGUCUUUAGCAAGCUUCUCUUUGGAACCAUGCACAUCAAGGCAUACGACUGGGCCGAGGUUGGUGCUGAGAAUGGCGCAUCUGCGUGUGUCGAUACAUCAAGUGGCACAGCUCCUUCAAGAAGUGUUCGGUUAGCCAAAGUUAAGGUAGAUGCAGACUUCACAGCACCGUGCGACUCGUCGAUUCUUUACCCUGCAGACGGAGGGAACAUGCAUUGCUUCACGGCUGUGACUGCGUGUGCAGUGUUAGAUGUGCUUGGCCCCCCUUACUCCGAUCCCGAUGGUCGGCAUUGCUCAUACUACCUUGACUUUCCCUUAUCCGAUUUUUCAGUCGAUAAUAUUUCGGUCCCCGAAGUGGAAAGGGAAAGCUACGCAUGGCUUGAAGAAAGAGAGCAACCUGAAGACUUAGCCGCAGUUGGAGCAUUGUACGAAGGGCCAAAGAUAGUAGAGACUCGAUGAACACUGCAAAAUAAUAUCUUUCAUUCCAUACAAUGCUGUCGUCAUAGACCGCUUCCAUUUCUGUGCAUUUGUUUACUUUCUACUUCCAGAAAAAAAAAAAAAAGAGAGAGAGAGAAGAAAAACAAAAGAAGCUUCUUUUAUUGAUCUUUCUUCUUUAUGAAACAUGAAUUAGGUACUUUUUCCCCCUCUUACUGUUUUCAAUCUUCUUUGUAUGUACAUAGUCAAGUUAGGAAAGGACAAGUAAAAAGGAGUUUGAAUUUGUUA
Messenger RNA from Cucumis melo (muskmelon), 1470 nucleotides. Its product is annotated as plant cysteine oxidase 2. The record is from RefSeq and is a predicted model, not a curated record. The transcript is spliced from 5 exons. The coding region runs from base 340 to 1206 and encodes 288 amino acids. Lineage: Eukaryota; Viridiplantae; Streptophyta; Magnoliopsida; Cucurbitales; Cucurbitaceae. Gene Ontology annotation, molecular function: oxidoreductase activity, acting on single donors with incorporation of molecular oxygen, incorporation of two atoms of oxygen.